This is a messenger RNA of Lachancea dasiensis, 1509 nucleotides long. The record is from the annotation of a GenBank genome assembly. NCBI's taxonomy places the organism in Eukaryota, Fungi, Ascomycota, Saccharomycetes, Saccharomycetales, Saccharomycetaceae.
AUGAGACUGGCCGUCUAUGAGCUCGUGUUGAGUUUAAUCGUCAGAGUCACUGCAUGCCAGCAGUUUUGGCCUUCUCUUUCCGAAGGACCACAGCUGGCACUCCGAUCACAGCGGGAUGCAAUGAUCAAUAUGAGCAUCGACCAAGUCCCAACAACAGGUAUACACAUCAAUAGCGUGCUUUUGUCGAGUGAGAACGAAACAGUAGCAAUGACCAACCUUGGCAAUCUUCUCCGCGUUGGAGUUCAAGCGUACCAGAUUGAUCUUGAAUUCAACAAGUCUUCUGGAAAUUUGAGCAUUUCAGGCUCAAAUACAAGCUUCAUAUCCGUACUUUCGUCUAUCGACCAGUACCUAGUUGCUAGCAAUAAUUUUUUGAGCGCUAAUAUGCUUGUUUUACUGCUGCGCUUUCCUUCGAACGUCUCUGCUCACCUCCAAAGAAAUAUAAGCCUCCCGAAUAUCACUGCAGAGCUUGAGUAUGGUCUAGGGCUAUCAACCAUAUACACACCAGCUCAGCUUAAUAUAGACCGAUCGGUUGGCCUUACCCAGGGUUAUGAUGGUAAUAGAGACAGAAGUGGCUGGCCCACCUUAGAUUAUUUCCUCUACAAGCUCCAAAAGCGUGCCUUAGUGGCUUACAUUGACUCUAACAUAUCCUCAGCGCUGCCGAGCAGCUUCGUAUUUGGCAGUGGGAUCCUGAGCUACGAGACUACUAAUGCAACGGUAUCCUGUCCGUUGAACGACAACCACAAAUUAACAAGCGUGGCGAGAAAAAGCUGGAGGUUUCUUCAGAUGCGGUAUUCUGCAGGCGAUAUCUACGAAUACGCAGCAUGUGGCUACUCUCCGAUAAUCGAUAAUGAGUAUAAUUCCAGUUCCCUGUCUUCUAUCGCUGGAUUAUUGCAAAACAGUUUACUGUGGUCGUGGGCCUAUAAUGAACCCAACACUUACGAAAGUGUUAAAAGCAAUUCAACCGCACUUGUAGCCAAGCGAUGUGCGGUGAUCCAUUAUACUUCAUCUAAUUCCAGUAUUUACUGGGCUGUCGCCAAUUGCUAUGAAAAAAUGCGUUCCGUCUGCCGACACAAAGACAACACAUUUGACUGGGUGGUCUCUGAGGAUACCGAUAACUAUUUUUCUACACACGAACAAGGAGCAGGAGAUGUCUGUCCCGAGAAUUACACGUUGUCAUUUCCACAAACUCCGCUGCAACAAAUGGCAGUCGGCAACUACCUGGGAUCCUCACACUCAGAAAACCUGGACGCUUGGAUAGACCUUAACUCUGUAUCAGUUCCAGAUUGCUGGGUUCCGGGCGGGCCAUACGCUUCGUGUCCCUACCAAAAGGAUGUGUCUGCACGAAACUUCGUGGCAAUUAUCACACCUACAAGCGUCUUCUCGGCGGUGACAAUUGCUUUAGUUCUAUUUCUUACGUGGCGAAAGGUGCCUAUACAGGACAAUCGAAAGCGUUGGAAGAAAAUUACAGCCUCGCACUCAAAAUCAGAGAAGGAAGGUGUUCCAUCUUAA